Danio aesculapii is the source of this 4005-nucleotide messenger RNA. It is a transcript of the gene sh3bgrl, whose product is annotated as SH3 domain binding glutamate-rich protein like. NCBI's taxonomy places the organism in Eukaryota, Metazoa, Chordata, Actinopteri, Cypriniformes, Danionidae. The record is from RefSeq and is a predicted model, not a curated record. The transcript is spliced from 4 exons. The coding region runs from base 186 to 533 and encodes 115 amino acids. Gene Ontology annotation, cellular component: cytoplasm.
GGAGAACUAGGAGGGGUAAAAGAAAGAGAAUUGGGGGCGAUACAGACUGUUGACUGGAAUGUUCAGAUUCUCACCGAGACAAGCAGAGUAAAUGGGAUUUUAACGCCGGUGUUGAACAGUAACGCCUAUUUUCUCGCUCCAGCUGUUUUUGUUUGCAUUCCCGUGAAGCUCUGGAAUUUGUGAACAUGGUGAUUAAAGUUUACAUCGCAUCCUCCUCUGGAUCCACAUCGAUCAAGAAACAGCAACAGGAUGUCAUGGGCUUCUUGACAGUCAAUAAAAUUGAUUUUGAGGAGUGCGACAUUGCAGCUGAUGAAGAAAACAGAAAGUGGAUGAGAGAGAAUGUUCCAGAUGAUUUCCGACCAGCCACAGGGAACCCCUUACCACCUCAGAUCUUCAAUGAAGAGAAAUAUUGUGGGAACUAUGAGGCGUUUUUCUCUGCCCGUGAGGACAAUGCUGUGUACGCGUUUCUUGGUUUGACUGCACCCCCAGGUUCAAAGGAAGCAGAAGCUCUGGCUAAGAAAAUGCAGAUGUAAUCUAAAGAAGCCGCUGUAACGCAGCUGCUGAAACCCUGCACUUUUUUAUUUUUAUUGUUGGUCCUUUUUUCUUUGCACCCAUGAAGUUAAAUAAUGAGAUGUUUUGUUUGUUUGUGAUGAGUUGGAAAGAAAUCAUUCCUCCUCUCAUUCAGAUAAACACACACUACCGGUCAAAAGUUUGGGGUCUGCAGGAUUUUUAAACGUUUUUUAAAUCAGCUUCUCCUGCUCACCAAGGCUGCAUUUAUUUCAUCAAAAAUACAGAACAAAUUGUAAAAUUGUGAAAUGUUAUUAAAAUAACUGUUCAAAAGUAGUUUAUAAUUUAAUUUAAUAAUUUAUUCAGUGAUUCUAAUGAAUUUUCAGCUUCAUUACUCCAGUCUUCAGAGUCACAUGAUCCUUCAGAAAUCACUCCAACAUUAAUAAUAGUAAUAGUAAUAGUAAUAAUAAUAAUAAUAAUAAUAAUUAUUAUUAUUAUUAUUAUUAUUAUUAUAAUGGUAAUAGUAAUAAAAAUCAAUAAUGAUAGGAGGACUGGAGUAUUAAUUUCAUUUGAAACUGCAUACAAUAAGUAAUACAUGUACAAUUUAACGCAUUUUUUACAUUUAAUAAAUUCCGCCUUGAUGAACAAAAUAAUUUUCUUAAACAAUUAUUAAUAAUUUAAUAAUUUUCUACAAAAAACAAAACUGACUCCAAACUUUUGACCAGUAGUGUAAGUAAAGCUGUUUUUCACUUGUUGUCAAGACUUAAUUUCUCAGAAUUUUUAAGGUACGGUUCACCUAAAAAUAAAAAGGUCUUAUUAUUUGCUCAUAUUCAAGUGCUUCCAAACCUUUAUAAGUGUCUUUUUUCAGUUGAACAUAAAAGAAGAUAUUUUGAAGAAUGCUGGAAACCGGUAACCAUGACAUUCAUAGUAGGAUAAAUAAAUACUAUUGAUGUCGAUUAUUACCAAUUUUCAACUUUUUAAAAUGUCUUUAUUUGUUCAUUCAUUCAUUUUUCUUCAGCUUAUUUAUUAGGAGUCGCCACAGCGUAAUGGACCGCCAACUUAUCAAGCAUGUGUUUUACUUGGAGGAUGCCCUUCCGGCUGCAUCCCAGUUCUGGGAAACACCCAUACACUCUCACAUUCACACACUCACACACACAUCAUCCAAUUCACCUAUAGACCAUUUCAAUGUGGUCAUGUCAUUGGCCCAUUCACAUUUCCUGCUUGUUAUCAAACUAUUUGAUAACUGUAAUAAGAGGCAAUUCAAACUUGAUGUUAAAACAGCUAUCAGAACAUUAUUUAUCAAUACAUGGCUCUGGUUGGAUUCUGGGAAGCUACAGAAAUUAAAAAAGUAAAAUAGGAAAUACGUUGGGAGCAUUUUGUUUGUUUAAAUCCCUCAAAAUGGUCUAUAGCGCAUGUCUUUAGACUGUGGGGAAAACUGGAGCACCCUGAGGAAACCCACACAGAAAUGCCAACUGGUCCAACAGGUACACAAAUCAGUGACCUUAUUGCUGUGAGGCGACAGUGCUAACCACUGAGCCACUGUGCCCCCUAUUUAUCUGUUCAACUGAACAAAAAGAAAUUUGAACAGGUUUGCGUGAAGAUAGAGGAGGAAAUGAUGACAGGAUUUUAUUUUGGGGUGAACCAUCUCUUGAAACUAUUCUUGGCAAGUUUUGCUUGAACGUCCUUCAUUAGUUAUGUGGCAUGUUGCUGUCAAUCAGUGCAGAUACACUGUUCACACAACAAGCCCAUGCGUUUUCACCAUGUGUUCAUAUUUUUAAAGGAAUGUUGCCAAUUGUAGUUCGCAUUCUUGUCUGUUUAAGCAUUCUCUUUGUUUCUCUUCUCUUCUAUUUCUUUUGAAGCUUUUGCCAUUUUUUUACUAAAUGAAUGAUAUAUUUCAUACUGCAUUUUUGUUUUACCUCAAGCAUCUUUCAUGUCUUAAUUUUAGUUAUCAGGCGUAUAAUAGCUUUUUAUUUUAACUUUGGUACUUUAAUUUGUUUAUAGUGUACUUUCAGAAACUUUUAAUACAAAAUAAUCUACUCUAUAGUGCAGUGUUCCUGAAGGCACACCAACAUGUAGGGAUUAUUUACAGUUUUAACCCAAAGAAUGACCAGUCUGUCAGAGGAAAAAGAGCCGUAGUCAGAGAUUGAAAUAAAUAAAUGAAGUUUACUGACGAUAGUUUCAUCAGCAGAAGCCAGCUUCAACACUCGCAAUCAGUUCUAGGUCGCUCUGCUUACAAUCACACAUCAACAUCAGUUAUACUCUCACAUAAUGUCAUUAACUGAGUCAUAUAUAUAGGUGUUCUAACCUGAUUGGUUAAAACACAGAUAGACUAGGAAAAUUUCCACGUGGGGCUCGUGAGUACAAUUCUAAACAAUAUCUCAAGCAUAUAAACGUCAGCCAUCCACUAGACUGUUUGGAGCUGACUCCAGACCUGUGAAACGGAUCCACAAUCAAAUAGAACACACACACUUAAAGUACAAUCUGUUUCUUAUCCAAGGCGGACUGUACAGGCAGUUAUAUCCUUACUACACAAAGUCUAUCUUGAAUAAAAAGUAAAAUCACCUUAAAAGAAUUAACUGUAAAAAUAGCAAAAUCACUUUAGACAUUUUAGAUAGUAUUAACUCAUAGAAAUAACAAUAGAAAUAGUUGUUUCCAGUCCUCAGCUAUUUAGUUCCCCUUGAGGUCUCCGUGACCUCUGAUCUAGUUUGGUGGCUCCUGUAAAUAGUUAUAAAGAGACAGGCAAAUGCACUGAACGUUCUUAUAUUAAGCAAUGGUGUUAACUUUAUUCAUUAUUCAAUAAUCAUCUUUAAUAAAAAUGAUGAGAAAAGGAGAAACGUUGAUCCAUGUUCAGACGAAUUGAAAGGUAGAAAUCCCAAUCCUUCAAACAGCACAUAUUUCCAACUUCUCCUUCUCCUUCAUCAAACACACCUGAAUCAACUCAACAUUAGAAGAGACUCCAGAACCUGUAGUUAAUGGGUUAGAUAGAGGAGACAUCUUAAAUAUGUACUGUCGGUGUGCCUUCAGGAACAGGGUUGGGAAGCACUACUAUAGUGUAUCUUUUCAGGCAAGUAAAUGGCACAGAAAUAUGAUGAAUUCUAAUAUGGUGAGGCCUACGUUUACAUUGUCAUAUGGCAUACUGUGAUGCACUGUGCCCUUGAUAUGAUAUUGAACACCAUUGCGGUUUGUCUGACUUGAUGAAUGUCUGAUUAGCAUUUUUAUAAAAACCCUUACAAUUAUUGAAACUAUACUUUGUUUUGUAUUGUAAAAUUAUCACUGAAAUUGUUCUUAAAUUUACCACUGUCUUAUGAAAAUAGUACCAAAGUAAUAAAACAAUUGUGAGAAAUUGUGUGUCAGAGGGGAAAAGGAUAUGGCAAUAGUGGACAAUGAUUUUGUUUUUUAAGUGCAGACUAUUGUAUUUGUAUACUGCAAAUCAAUAAAUGAGUAAAAACUGUAUAUGGUACAAUACAUAGUGUACUAAAUAAAUGUUUUAAACUCUGA